Messenger RNA from Caenorhabditis remanei, 726 nucleotides. RefSeq lists its product as uncharacterized. The transcript is spliced from 3 exons. The record is from RefSeq and is a predicted model, not a curated record. The coding region runs from base 1 to 726 and encodes 241 amino acids. Gene Ontology annotation, cellular component: nucleus; transcription regulator complex. Gene Ontology annotation, biological process: regulation of transcription by RNA polymerase II. NCBI's taxonomy places the organism in Eukaryota, Metazoa, Nematoda, Chromadorea, Rhabditida, Rhabditidae.
AUGACUUCGGUCAUCGAAGACGGCUCCCCAAGUUUUGACCCCAUUGAAGACGAUUUCCUCAUAGCGCUUAUUGAAUCAGUACAACGUAACCCGUGCGUCUACAACCGCUAUAAUCCGUUACACAAAUUCACUGAGCACAAGCUCAAGAUAUGGAAGAUGAUCAGCGCUGAAGUUGGAUUUGACGGACAGCAGGUAGAGUUGGAAAGGAAAUGGAAACAUAUGAGAGAUAAAUAUGUUCGGUUGAGAAAGCAGGAUAGAAUGAGGGCGCCGAUCAAGGAGACUGAUAAGUGGUACAAUUAUUACCAGAAAAUGUCAUUCCUGGACCCAUAUAUUGAGCACCGUAAUCGGAAACGUCAGAUGGAUAGAGCCAGCACUUCGCAUAUACAAGACGAUGACGAAUUGUUGCUGGAUGAGAUUAACAGCAUGAAAAAAGAUUUGGCACAAGAUAGAAAUAAUUAUCAUUCUCUUCAAACUUCUUCAAGCUCCUCAUCUUCUGGAAACACUCCCAACAGUAACUUGAAUUCACCAGAUCAAGAAAUGAACAUAGAUGUGAAGAGACUGGCACACCCCUAUAAUAAUAGGUUUGAUGGGGCUGCUGGAAAUAACAAGGUAUCUCUUUUCAUCCGCAUUGUCUCUCAAGCUCUAUCAAACAUGGAUCGCAGAGAUUUUGAAAAGGCUCGUCUAGAAAUCUCCAAAGUGUUGCAUAAGAUCGAUUUGGACAAUUGA